AGCUCGGGCUCAUAGGUUGGCAGGAAAUUUAAAACGGCAACAAGCUGCUGCUUGGACCACUCCCAGACUUUUUUUUUCCAUUGAUGCCGGAGACUAUUUAAUUGGGGGCUGACUUGUCAAACUUAACUAUUGAAGCUCACCAGUAGCUGCAAAACCACUGACAGUGAUUUUUUCCUUCCCUUUCUCCUUUUGACAAACUCCCCACGAUGAAGAUGCUGCUGAGGCUGAUUGCUCUGCUCUCUGCUGUCCUGCUUGUCAGCUCGGCUCCUCCGACCUGCUACUCGAGGGUGCUGUCUCUAAGCAAAGAAAUCACAGAGUCUUUUAGGGAUUUACAGACCUCCAAAGCUGUGGAUCCAUGUGUGGAGAUGCUCCCCAGGCUGUAUUUGGACAUACACAAUUACUGUGUGUUGGCAAAACUCCGUGAUUUUGUGGCAUACCCCAGAUGUGAGAGAGUGCUUGAAGUGAGUGCUCUGAAGGAAAAAGCCCGGAGCCUGUACACCAUUAUGAUCUCCUACUGCAGAAGGGACCUGGUGUUCCUAACUGAUGACUGUAGCGCCCUGGAAAAUCCUGCUCUGUUUCCCGCUGCGCCGUCCAUCAUUCAGAGCUAAAAUGGAGCCGGACCACAAGUUUUACCUAAGAAAUUUUAAAGGAGACCAAAAACCAAAACAUAUAUCUGCAGGCAGCUAUAACAUUAACAGCUAAGAUCCUUUUCAAGCAUACUAGCAAUAUUAUCUCAGACCUACCCAUUUUUCUCAGCCUUGGCAGGAAAUGAACUGCAUGCCUUACAUACCUACUGAGCUGCUAGUGAAACUAUGGUUAGGGAGCAUUUUUUCAUCUGGCAAGGUAUGAUGUUUCAGCUUAGCCAAAUGUAUAAAGUAUGUUUUGUUUAAACUCUAGAUACUAGAUUUUUUUUACUCUUUUAUGAAUAACUUGACUCAUAUAAAGGAAAAUAUAUUAUGAUUAAUAUUCUAUCCUGACUUAGCAGUUCCUCUUUCACUAGAUGGGCAUGAAGAGACCAUGCUUAUUUUUGCUAAAGUGUUUGACAGGAAAAGUUUUAGUCGGUACUAGCAGAUGUAUGUCUACCUGUAUAGCUCAUAUGUACACUGAUAGUUUUUUAUGUCAGACUUCUAAGAAUAGAAGUGAAAGUUACCUUUCUUGGUAGAAAACUAAAUAAAAACAGCCUUCUAACCCAA
Messenger RNA from Dromaius novaehollandiae (emu), 1193 nucleotides. RefSeq names its product cytokine like 1 (gene CYTL1). The record is from RefSeq and is a predicted model, not a curated record. Gene Ontology annotation, biological process: positive regulation of transcription by RNA polymerase II. The transcript has 4 exons. Lineage: Eukaryota; Metazoa; Chordata; Aves; Casuariiformes; Dromaiidae. The coding region runs from base 207 to 608 and encodes 133 amino acids.